AUGUUUGUCAGCCACCCAGAGGGAGACAAUCAGAGUUCCAAGUGUACAGUCAUCCCGAGCUUCAGAGAACGGGAAAUGAUGGGAAACACGGCUGGAAAGGGAUGGAUUGUCAGUGCAGAUGUAGCGGUUAUCGCUCGGGGUAAGAUGCUCAGCGAGCUGGAAGCUGUUGUUCCAUCACGUGAUGUUUCAGCCUCAGGCGUCUACUGCGUCAUGUCUUUAUUGCCUUAG
This is a messenger RNA of Penicillium soppii, 228 nucleotides long. RefSeq lists its product as uncharacterized. The coding region runs from base 1 to 228 and encodes 75 amino acids. The transcript has 2 exons. Lineage: Eukaryota; Fungi; Ascomycota; Eurotiomycetes; Eurotiales; Aspergillaceae. The record is from RefSeq and is a predicted model, not a curated record.